AUGGCAGCCAAAGGAGACAAGAUUGAAAAGAUCAUCACGCGGCUCCAGGCCCGCAUCGGCGAGGGCCAGUUCUACGAGGCCCAGCAGCAGACCCGCGUCGUCGCCGCCCGCUACAUCAAGGCCGCGAACUGGCCAGCCGCCAUCGAUAUUCUCUACAAUGUCGCACAGUCCCUACUGAAAGCCGAACAGGGCGGCAGUGGCGGCGACCUGGCCGUCAUGCUCGUCGACGUCUUCAAGCAGGCCGAGCUCAAGCCCGACGCCGCCAACAAGGGCAAGCUGCUCACCCUCCUGCGCCUGUUUGCCGCCCAGGAGCCCACGAGGAAGAAGUUUAUCGGGGAGAUUAUUGCAUGGUCAUCAAAGUUCGGCGAGUACCCUGCCGGCGAUACCGACCUCCACCACGUCGCCGGAUCCCUCUACGCCGAAGAACACGACGCCUACGAGGCGGAACGACACCUGGUGCUAGGAACAAAGGACUCGGCCGAGGUACUUGCAAAGAUGGAAUACGUCUGGUACAAGGAGGACGACUCGCACACGGCGCCACUCUACGCCGCCCGCGCCAUCUUCCCCUACCUCCUCGUCGGCAACGUCCGCGCCGCAAACACCUGCUACCGCCUCUUCGCCUCCUCCCUCAGCGAUGACAACAAGGGCCUCGGCGUCCAGGACGUCAGCAGCAAUAGCGCCGACCUGCGCAUCUUCCCCGGCUUGCCCCUCCUCAACUUCCUCGGCCUGCUCCUGCUGGCGAUCCAGCGCGGCGCCCCGGACGCCUACAAGCAGCUCCUGGCAAAGUACUCGUCCAACAUUUCCGAGGUCAGCGCGUGGAGCGAGGCGCUCGAGAUUAUUGCCGAAAUGUACUUUGGCAUCUCGCGCCCAAGGCAGAGCAAUCCGCUCAUGGACAUGAUGGGCAGCCUGUUUGGUGGCGCCGGUGGUGGUGGCGCCCCUCAGCAGAGACGUCCCGCAACAAGACGGGUGGAGGCACCCGCGGCUGAGGGCUUGGAUUAG
Molecule: messenger RNA, 999 nt
Organism: Colletotrichum abscissum
Lineage: Eukaryota; Fungi; Ascomycota; Sordariomycetes; Glomerellales; Glomerellaceae
Exons: 2
Coding region: 1-999 (332 amino acids)
Biological process (GO): protein insertion into ER membrane
Cellular component (GO): TRC complex; cytosol
Molecular function (GO): protein binding
Source: RefSeq, a predicted model, not a curated record